Cuscuta campestris is the source of this 1650-nucleotide messenger RNA. The record is from the annotation of a GenBank genome assembly. NCBI's taxonomy places the organism in Eukaryota, Viridiplantae, Streptophyta, Magnoliopsida, Solanales, Convolvulaceae.
ACUCAUCUUCCCCAAUGGAGAAAUAUUUGGUCCGAGCAGCACAUGCUUCGCAAAACCCCAAAGCAUCUCGAAGCCAUGGCAGAGAGUUAUUGUUGAAUUGAACGGAAAAACAAAUAGGAAAUACAUCCACGGCGCUUGUGCUCUAUUAGCGCGAUCCUAUUCUGUGCUGGUGGGAUUCCCUCACGCAUAUCACAACGGGGAAGUGCCAUGUCCCACACAUAUGAACUUGUUUCUCCGUGGAACAGAUGACCAAAAUCCAAUAGGCAGUGAGGGCGUAUCUGCACUAGAAUUUGAUCGAAAGGGGGUUUAUUUGGCAUCGGUAACAAAAUCAGGUUGCUUAACGGUGCAUGAUUUUGAAGAUCUAUUCUACGAAGGAAAAGUAUUGCCUUUAGGUUUUAAAGAAGAUGAAGGAAAACUAUUGUUGCAUGUAGCUACAUAUAAUCAACUUGAUGCUGUUAGAUGGAAUACCUGUAAUCAAAAUGAGGUUGCAUGUACAUCUCUAAAGAGUUCUGAAGUAUAUAUAUAUGACAUUGGUUAUGUAUCUUCUGAACCUGUUGAUGUGCUACGAAAGAAGCCUACAAUCAGCAUUACUGGAUAUACAGCCCAAAAAGGUUUAUCAGAUAUUGCCUUUUCUUCAAGUGACACUUCAAGGUUGUUUGCUUCUGAUUUCUCUGGUAUGGUGAAUGUAUGGGAUAGAAGAAUGAGUGAUUUUCCAUAUUAUGAGCUCAGAACGAAUUGCAAUGAUGCUAUUACUAGCAUAAAGCUUAGCUCUGAUAAUCAGGUUGUGUUUGGAGGCAGCAAGCAUGGGUGUAUAUACAUUUGGGAUAUACGCGGUGGAAGAUCAUCAGCUGCUUUUCAGAAUAACAUGGAAUAUUGUUCUCCUCUAUCGUCUGUGAAGUUGGAAACGGAGUUUGGGAAAAUUAGAUCUUUGAAGGCUCAAUCUAAUAUUGGCUUGAAGGAAAUACACUCCAUUGACAUUAAUCCAUCAUGCCACUAUCAAUUGGCAUUUCAUCUUGAUGAUGCUUGGUCUGGUGUUUUUGAUAUGAACUGCAUGAAUGUAACACAUGUGCAUUGCCCCCCUCCAGCUUGGUUACGAGAUAACAUUGAUGAUAUGGGAAACAUCUGUCACCUACGGAAACCUUCGUGGCUGCCUUCUUAUUCAAUCUAUGCAGUUGGAUCAGAUGACGGACUUCAUCUUUUAGAUUUCUAUCCAGACCGUAGCUCCCCUUGCCACGUAGAUUUUGAGGAGGAGAUAGAAGGUACAAGUCAACAUCAACAAAGACAAAAUCAAUUUAUCUCGUUUAGCGAAGGUAUUACCGCAUGCGCAGUCCAUCCCAUAACGGGCACCAUAGUAGCUGGAACAAAGCUGUCACCACUCCUAGUGAUUUCCCAAGCACCAGUCUCAUGUUCAGGUGAAGAUGAUUGUCAAAACUGCAACUGAUUUAUUACAAAGGUAAGAAGACAAAGUGUUUUAUAAAGCCAUAUCAUAUCAUCUUUUUGUACUUAGUUGGUUAAAUUGUACUCGGUACAACAUAUUUCGAUCGACAAGUUUUCUAAUGAAGGCUUAGUCUUGCUGUGCGAAUUGGAAAUAUGUUCUACUGGUCAGCAUAUUCUUGUUGAUGUAAAUAGAAGUAAAUGACAUUGUUGUAA